AUGGACUCAAAACAAGUUCGAAACCCAUACAAUGGACUCGACGAUUUGCAAUCAGAUUUUGGCGACUUGCCCGAUGAUAGAAUAGCUCAAAAGAAACGGAAAGGAGAUUUUAUGGAAAAAGUGCGACCUGACGAUCUCAUGAAAAAAAAAAGAACCGAUGGCCGCGCAGAUUUCCAGGAAGAACAUGGGAGAAUGCACAGAAAAAUGGCGAAAAUGAUGUCAAUGAAUGCCUAUGAAAGACACAAAGAAAUUAUCAAUCUUUAUUAUCUCUCAUAUCCGGGAGCCACAAAGUUGCUGAAUAGAAAAGUGGAAGGCGAAACAACAGAUCUGGAUGUGCUCAAAAAGCAUCACAAGUUUGUGUGGAACGAGGAAGAUGAAGGAAAAGAGCCGGAAAGUUGGGAAAAGAGAAUGGCUAAGAAAUAUUAUGAGAAACUGUACAGAGAAUUUGCUAUAAUUGACUUGUCAAUGUAUAAAACCAACAGGUUCGGAUUGCGAUGGCGGACAGAAAACGAGGUGAAAGAGGGAAAAGGGCACUGGUGGUGUGGAGCUAGAAAAUGUUCCGAGAAUUCUCAAAUGGCUACGUGGGAGGUUAAUUUCGCUUACAAAGAAGACGGACGGUCCAAAAACACACUUGUUAAAGUUACGCUUUGUCCAAAUUGUUCGAAUAAGCUGAAUUAUGGAUCUAAAAAACGACAAAUCAAGCAGAAGAAACGAGCCGUGAGGAAAUGGGACAAGCAGCGAAGGAGAGAGGAUUCAGAUGAAGACGAAGGCGUGGGGACGAGUGAGAUGAAAAUUGAGAAGCAGGAUAAAGAUCAACCUUCCACCUCGGCUGCUUCAACACUAUCGGCUUCGACCGACAUUUGGGAAGGUCCGGCGCCUGCAGAAACGGAGAAAACAGUGGAUGAUGAGAUCGACGAGUUUCUGAAUGAUCUUUUCCUUCAGCCGGUAAAAAUGUUGCGAAUUCUUUUGAUUUUCACUCUUUCCAUUGUCUGUGUCUAUCCCCAAACUUCUAGCAAUUAUACUCUUGAGUUCGUUCAAACUCUGUGGCGACAUGGCGACAGAGCGGCUCUUGAAGAUCUCCACCCAAUUUAUGAAGCCAAUUGGACUUUUGGAGGUGGAGGAUUAGGAGAGCUUACACCUCUUGGAAUGUCUCAAAUGAACAAACUUGGGACUGUUUUCAGACAAAUGUAUGUGGAAAAUGAAGAGCUCUUGAGUCAUCGAUAUGCGGCGAAAGAAAUUUACAUCCGUUCUACUAAUGUUAAUAGAACUAUUAUAUCAGCAAUGUCUCUUUUGUAUGGAAUGUUUCCUCCGGGUGCUUGGAAUAUUCAAGGAGUGGACUACCCAAAUAGUGUUGACUGGCAACAAGGGUUCACUUUUGUUCCAGUACAUGUGGAUGGACCGGAGCUCUGUGUUACAACUCAACAAUGCAAAUGUGCUCGGUUUGUAGAGCUACAAGAGAAGUGGGCGGAGCUUCCAGAAGUGCAGUCUGCCAACGCAAAAAUGAUCACAAUGAACAGAAAAGUAGCAGCGUUAUUCAAUAUCACCAAGGUCCCUCAGCUAUUCAGUAGCUAUACCGAUGCAUGGAGGUGUCAGAGAAAUUGGUUCAACGAUACACUUUAUAGAGACCUCCCAUUUUAUAACGAGGCGCUGUACCAAGAAUCUCAAACAACAUUUAAACCAUACAAGCAACUGAUGGAAGGAUAUUUUGAGGAACCAGCAAUUCUGAAUGGAGUGGAUAUUGCUCAUGAAACAAGUGUCAUACAGGGAGGUUCUCUGUUGAAUGAACUUUAUGAGAGAGCUCGAGAAAAGGCAAAUUGUAUAAGGAACUUGGAUAACUGCACGAGUUUUUUGAAGCCUGUGAAGUUUUAUGGGUACUCAUCUCACGACCUUGUAAUCUACGCUGUUCUUGUCCCCCUUGGAAUCCAAGAUUCUGUAAAAACCCUAGACGGAUGGCCGGAUACAUCUGCAUCACUGACGAUUGAACUCUACAGUAACACUUCCAACAAUACUGAUUUUUUCGUAAAAUUCUUGUAUCGAGACAACUCUCGAGUUGAUUUUUCGGAUGUCACCGAAAGAGUAAAAGGAUGUAAUGGUACAAAAUUUUGCGCGCUGGAAGAUUUUGGAAGAGCUGCAAAGAAGUUUAAGCCGCUUCCAGAUUUUCAGACGGUG
Molecule: messenger RNA, 2169 nt
Organism: Caenorhabditis briggsae
Lineage: Eukaryota; Metazoa; Nematoda; Chromadorea; Rhabditida; Rhabditidae
Biological process (GO): dephosphorylation
Molecular function (GO): phosphatase activity
Source: RefSeq, a predicted model, not a curated record